UCUUUCUUCAGCUUCCCUCCUUUCUCCUCUUUCUCCUUUCCAUACCUCUCUGUCCCUCCUGUUUUCUCGUCCCAUUUCUCCCCUGAGUCUUCUCUUAUUUCUGCUAUCUGGUUCUCCUUCCCUCCCUCUCUGACUUUCAGUUUUUCUCAGUCUACCGGUAGAAUAGCAACUCCCAACUUUAAUUCUGACAUCUCCUAAAAGUCUUCUCCACCCCCUGUCACCAUGGCCUCUUCCAGCCCCUCUCUCACUCGCAGCUCCCUAGACACUAGAUCGUGUGGCCUGAAGGCAUUGCCCUUGGAGGUUGACCUGAGGGAACUUUCCUGGGCACACCCAAGGCCCUUUCCCAGGCUCCUGGUCCCAAGUGAAAAAUGGCCUUUUCCCCACCCUUAAGCCACCAGCUGAGCUUGGGACAGUGGGAGAUUUGGUGGCCCCAGGCCUUAUCGGACUCAGAGUGCGGAAGGGGAAGAAGGAAGAUGACUAAUUACAUCAUCUCCAGUUUCCCUGGGCUGGGGACAAGUGUCCCUAACACUGUUCCCAUCCCUACUGAGUAUUAGGAUGAGGGUGGGUGGUAGUGAGAGUGAAUUGGGUAACUGGGCUGGAAGUGAAAGUGUGUGCGCGGGGCGCUCGUGUGUGUUCGUGUAUGUGUAUGUGUAUGUGUAUGUGUGUGCCUGUGCGCGCUUGUGUUGGGCAGGUCCGGCUGUCAGUGGCCGCCUGGCGCCCCAGGCGCUCCAGCCUCCUGUCGUCGGCCGGCGCACUGAGCCAGCAGCCCCGGCCUUUAGGAUUUCUGGAAUGAGUGUGAGGAUUUCUGCGGUACAGCGAAACUUUGUUAGGACAGGUCUUUAAGAAAACAGCCCUCUUCCCUUUUUCACAGCGACCACCCUCGACAGUUCUGAGCCCCGCCCUCGGACCCUUCUCCACAUGCUUUUUGGUGGUGGGGGGAUGUGGCUUCCCAAGGCCAGGCACUCGCAGUUGGCCGGAGCGCGAGGGGUUCCUGGAGGGUGGCUGCUGCGGCGAGACGCCAAGCGUGUUUUCCAUCCAUUCCCACCUGCCCUGCUAGCUGAGACGUGAGAUUCAAGGGGUGCCGGAAUAGAACUGUGGGUUCUAUUCCGCGAAGGUGUGUUCACUUCAUCCACCGCCACUUUUCUUUCUCUCCACGCAGCGCGUGUCAGGUAGGAGUAAAUGCUUAUAGCGUUUCAUCUCGCGCGCAAAAUCCAAACAAAACUUUCACACUUCUUCAGCGAGUUCUGAGGACGCACCCGUCCUUGGCGGAGAGGACCAGAACAUGAGGGGACAUAUGUGUCCCGUCGUCAGCUGGGUCUGUGUCGCCUGAAGGGGCGUGAAGAGCGCCCACUGGAUGUUUUGGGGGAAGAGGAGCGGGGUGGGUCUGGCCCGGGCUCACUUUGAGAAGCAGCCGCCUUCCAAUCUGCGGAAAUCCAACUUCUUCCACUUCGUCCUGGCCCUCUACGACAGACAAGGCCAGCCCGUGGAGAUCGAGAGGACAGCGUUUGUGGGGUUCGUGGAGAAGGAAAAAGAAGCCAACAGCGAAAAGACCAAUAACGGAAUUCACUACCGGCUUCAGCUUCUCUACAGCAAUGGGAUAAGGACGGAGCAGGAUUUCUACGUGCGCCUCAUUGACUCCAUGACAAAACAAGCCAUAGUGUAUGAAGGCCAAGACAAGAACCCAGAAAUGUGCCGAGUCUUGCUCACACAUGAGAUCAUGUGCAGCCGCUGUUGUGACAAGAAAAGCUGUGGCAACCGAAAUGAGACUCCCUCAGAUCCAGUGAUAAUUGACAGGUUCUUCUUGAAAUUCUUCCUCAAAUGUAACCAAAAUUGCCUAAAGAAUGCAGGAAACCCACGUGACAUGCGGAGAUUCCAGGUCGUGGUGUCUACGACAGUCAAUGUGGAUGGCCAUGUCCUGGCAGUCUCUGAUAACAUGUUUGUCCAUAAUAAUUCCAAGCAUGGGCGGAGGGCUCGGAGGCUUGACCCCUCGGAAGGUACGCCCUCUUAUCUGGAACAUGCAGCUACUCCCUGUAUCAAAGCCAUCAGCCCGAGUGAAGGAUGGACGACGGGAGGCGCGACUGUGAUCAUCAUAGGGGACAAUUUCUUUGAUGGGUUACAGGUCAUAUUCGGUACCAUGCUGGUCUGGAGUGAGUUGAUCACUCCUCAUGCCAUCCGUGUGCAGACCCCUCCUCGGCACAUCCCUGGUGUUGUGGAAGUCACACUGUCCUACAAAUCUAAGCAGUUCUGCAAAGGAACACCAGGCAGAUUCAUUUACACAGCGCUCAACGAACCCACCAUCGAUUAUGGUUUCCAGAGGUUACAGAAGGUCAUUCCUCGACACCCUGGUGACCCUGAGCGUUUGCCAAAGGAAGUAAUACUUAAAAGGGCUGCGGAUCUGGUAGAAGCUCUGUAUGGGAUGCCACACAACAACCAGGAAAUCAUUCUGAAGAGAGCGGCCGACAUUGCCGAGGCCCUGUACAGUGUUCCCCGCAACCACAACCAACUCCCAGCCCUUGCUAACACCUCGGUCCACGCAGGGAUGAUGGGCGUGAAUUCGUUCAGUGGACAACUGGCUGUGAAUGUCUCCGAGGCAUCACAAGCCACCAAUCAGGGUUUCACCCGCAACUCAAGCAGUGUGUCACCACACGGGUACGUGCCGAGCACCACUCCCCAGCAGACCAACUAUAACUCCGUCACCACGAGCAUGAACGGAUACGGCUCUGCCGCCAUGUCCAAUUUGGGCGGCUCCCCCACCUUCCUCAACGGCUCAGCUGCCAACUCGCCCUAUGCCAUAGUGCCAUCCAGCCCCACCAUGGCCUCCUCCACAAGUCUCCCCUCCAACUGCAGCAGCUCCUCGGGCAUCUUCUCCUUUUCACCAGCCAACAUGGUCUCAGCUGUGAAACAGAAGAGUGCUUUCGCACCAGUCGUCAGACCCCAGACCUCCCCGCCUCCCACCUGCACCAGCACCAACGGGAACAGCCUGCAAGAUCAGUCUUUUGUGGACUCUAGCAAGUUCUCCAGUGCAGGGUCUCUCCCGGGACUGGCCUUCUCCUGAAGUAGGUCACUCAACCUUCCCUUCCUGUUGCCUGUGUCAGAGUGAACGUGUGCGGGGCUGAUAACAGGGAGGGGGUGAGCCAUAACUUGAUCAGAGCCCUGAAGUUAGAGCAUCAUAGACCAAAGGUCAAAGACUUCCUACUGGGAUUAAGAAACUCCAGAAUACCACUAGAGUAUUCUGGUUCAUACUAAAAUUGUUCAAUCACUUUCCCCCCAUUGCAUAUGGAAAAUAAAAUAGUUGCUAAGAGUUGAGAUGACCUUUUCAUUCAUUAAGAAUAAAAAGUUACCCACCUUUUAAAACUGAGCACACCAUUUCUAACAUUUUUCUUAUGAGCUCAGCACUGUGUUGUGUGUCAUAUGUUGAGAACUGCGCAACCCCAUUCAUUGCCCCCAGCAGGAUUGUGUGGUAGGUACUCAUAUCUCCCACUUGACAGAUGAGAAAACUAAAGGUUAGAGAGGUCACGAAAUUGCCUGACUUUUAACAGCUGAUACAUGGCAGAAGCUGGCUUCAAACUCAGACUCAAACAUUCAUCUCCUAAAUACUUUAUUACUCAGCGGUGGUAAAAGAGACAUAGUUAGGAUUCCUAAGGCAGCUGGUAGGGAGAUAAGAUUAAUAAACUCAUCGACCACCAUUUAUUGAGCACUGAACAGUGUAUCUGGAGCCGUCCUAUGCACGGAGCAGAUUUUAUACCAUUUAAUCCUCACAUCUUCCUAAAGUAUGAGAGCUAUUAUGGUCUUCAUUGUGCAGAUGAUAAAAUGGAAGCUUAAAGAGGGUAAAUAUCUGACCACAGACAUAGUCGGUUAAACGGUGGAGAUGAAUGUAAGUCCCAUCAGAGUCUGUGCCCUUAAGCCCAGCCAUACAAAGGUUCCCACAGUGCCUUCCCUUGGUGGCCGGCACCUCACUGAUGGAGGUCAGCCUGGAAGUCAGGGAGGGGUGAGGAAGGCAGUGCACAUAUCUGGGAUGUCUCAGCCCUGUUUCUUAUGUAAAAGUACAUGCAUAUUUACACUUGUCUACACAUACUGUGUGCUGGAUGCUUUACACUGUGGGAAGCAUAUAGUGAUUCCCCUGAAGACCCUAUGAUGUCAGCACUAGUCCCAUUGUACAGAUGGGAAACUUGAGGCUCAAUUUGAUCCAGGUCACACGGCUAGUAAAUAGUACAGCUAAACUGGAACCCAAGCCAUGUGAACCCAGAGCCUGAGCACCCGAUCACAUUGUCUUUCUGCCUCCAGAAGGACUCUUCAAAAUACUCCCCAGAACCCUGCUUGCAAAUCUUCCCAGCACAGCCAGACUCAGUGCCCCACAGAGCACGCUGCUCUCCCCCACUCUGACACACAGUGGCAAAUCCAUCUUCUUAGAGGAAAGAGGAAAAAAAAAAAAAGCCUGCCUGUGCAACUACAUUUCAGGCAAUAUUACUCAUGAUAGAAAAUGCCCACCCCCACAAAGUAGAGCCACCCAUUCCUGCAAAUCUGAUUCUCUUUCAGCUAAAAAUAAUGCUUUGUCACCCUCAGUACACCUCCAGCUGGCAAACUAGGGAUAUAAUGCUUGAGCGAACAUAACUUAUAAUAGUUUUAAAUAAUGAUCAUACAUAUGGAAAGCAGAAAUUUACCAUUCUUGAGCUGCCAAUCUCAGCCCUUGCUAAACAUAGAUUUGACAUUAGAACCAGAUAUGAUGGGGUUUAUAAUCAGCAGUUGAGGGGAGGCACUGGAGAAGAACAGGCCCCCGCUAUUGGAAGGUCAGUGGCUGUAUCACAGGCCAACAGUGACAGAAGUGGGCGGCUCCCAGGAGGCCUGAUGUCUUCUCAUGCCCUGUGGUCCUAGGAGGAAGCAGGAAGUGGUUGGAAACAGGGGCUGGGCCCAGAUCUUAUGACUUCCUGGGUUUCAGGAGAUCCGGUUAUCACCUGAAAGCCAGGAUCUGGAUGAGGGUAUGUGCGUGUUUAAGUAAUGAUGAAAUGGCUUCAGGACAGGGACUCAGACAAAGUUUGUACAUUUGUCCUCCCAGGGAUUUUCUAACCCACUUCUUACCCAAUUACAGAUCCCAAAAGUACAGAGACUGUCCCCAUUUCUCUGAAUAACCGCCGAGUCUGUGCCUCUCGGUCACCUUUCCUAACACAAGGCCACAGCGUGGGAGGUUUGAGGUCUGGCUCAGGGACACACCUCUUGCUGGAUUCACUGUUGUGGACGACAUUGCCCUUUCCUUCUGAUUGAACAAAUGUCGAGGGGACUUUUCUGAAUUUCCCCCUAUCCCAUGCCCUGACUAUUGAGCAUGAUGAAACAACAACUAUAAAAAGAAUGGGCUGGGCAUGGUGGCUCACACCUGUAGUCUCAGUACUUUGGGAGGCGGAGGUGGGUGGAUCACCUGAGGUCAGGUGUUUGAGACCAGCCUGGCCAACAUGGCGAAACUUCAUCUCUACUAAAAAUACAAAAAUUAGCCAGGCCUGGUGGUGUGGCCUGUAGUCCCAGCUACUAGGGAGACUGAGGGAGGAGAAUCGCUUGAACCUGGGAGACAGGUUGCAGUGAGCCGAGAUCGUGCCACUGCACUCCAGAGCAAGACUCUAUUUAAAAAAAAAAAAAAAAAAGAAAGAAAAGAAAAAGAAAAAAAAUGGUUUUGUUUUGCUCAUACUGUCGUAUACCAAAUAUCCCUACUUUUGAGAUGUCAGUGAUAGACAUACGAAUGGUUAAAUUAAUGUAAACAUCUCACUUUAAGCUCUUCUUUCUGCCCACUGUGCCCCCAGGUGCUGGGUUGGCAGGUGGGGCUCACACUCUGGGACUUGCCCCUUUACCCUCUGCACACCAUCUCCAGCAGGGCAAAGAGGACCCAGUCUUAGAUGAGCAGCACCAGUUUUUCAGGGCACUCUUGCUUGCGCCACAGAGGUUUUCCCUGAGAAAGGUGAUAAUCAGAGAAUUACUUCGUCUUUGACUUUCCAAACUCUAUUUCUACCAGAAAAAAAAAAUGGAUGUAGGCAGGUUAUGGAAUCGGUGUAAGGAUCCCUGAAGUGUUUUAUUCCACCUUUUUCCUUUUAAUGUUACAGUAGCACCUACUUCAUUGGGACCCACCUAGUUCAGAAUUGUGAUCAUUAAGACAGGGCAAGUGACUAGAAAGUCUUGGUUAAGCAAAUUGCCCAUGUAAACAAGAUUAGAGGUGCCACAUUUAGGCCAUUUAAGUGUUUUCAAGGCCUAUUUACCUCCAACUGCCACUCUGUUAACUGUACAUGGUUCUGUUUUUUAAAGCCGACUCCUAAAAGACCUCUUCCCCAUCAGUGCUCCCUUAGUCUCCUGUGGUUACUACAUGCAUGUUUAUUCCCCAAGAACUAAGCACUGCGAUGUCACAUGGUGGCAGAAUGGUGGGAUAAUGGUGAACACAGCCACCGACUAGGAGGGCUUAUUCCUAGCCUGGCUCCCAACCACACUUAAGGUAGCCUGUCUAUUGUCCCUCUUAUACAGAUGUGGAAACUGAGACUGAAGCUAAGUUGGCUUGUCCCCAUUUACACAACUAGCAAGCAAGGAAGCCUGGGAUUUAAGCCCAGACAGAUUGACUGGACUAUGUUAAGCCACUAUGCUAUAUUACGUUUCUAUAUUCAAGCCACUAGAUUAGGCCCUUAAGGGCUACAAAAUCCUGCCCAUAAAAUCUUUCCCUGUAUUAGGGGAGACAUGACACCAAAGUAAAUAAGGAAGAUCUGUCUGGGAAAGGCUGGGCACCCAGCUGUGGAAGUACAGAGGAAGGAAAGAUGAAGGAGAAUUCCGAACAGGUUGCCUCCAUGAGGAGGAAGUGGGAUUCAGGCCCAGGGAGAUGGGGGCAAGGAGCACUUUCAGCAGAAGGACUGAAGACAACCUUAGCCAAGAAGCAGAGGCAGGCAUGUCCUGGAUAACGUGUGGUGUGAACAGUAGGAUUCACAGAUUCUAUCAUGAUUCCAGCUGGCUUUCUCUCCCAGGUAGAUAAAACGUUUGAAAAAGUUACCAUAUAUCUGAGUUGUGUUUUUUUGUUUUUGUUUUUGUUUUUGUUUUUAAAGCAACUCUAGUCUCGACUUCUGGAGCCUCACAAAAUGUCCUGUUAAAAAAUAAAAAUAUAGUUGUCAAAACAAUUUGGAAUGUGGUGCUCCCUGGAUCACUAUCUUGGACAUCCACAAUUAAAGUCUCUGGGGCAUCCUGCAGUUAAAUAAAAAUGACUAUUUCAUUUAGUUUGCCAAACUUAUUUUGACAUACAGAGUCCUCUUCUGCAUGUUAAGAACACUUAAUGUCAUAUGAAAAACUUUGGAAAAUGCAACUAUAUUUUAGAUUUAAAAAGAAAAAUGCAGAGAUACCUCUUUCUGCUCUUAUGCAGGUGAAGCAAUUGGUAAAUCCUGGUCCCAGACUACCUAACUGUGUCUGUUUUCCAGAGCCAAAGACUUGAGUCACCAACUAUGCUCAGUCUUUGUCCAUGGAGAUGUCCUGUUCCCUUCUCCUGAAGCUUAUGCUGCUUAGAGCUUGGGUUUCAGGCAAUUGAGGCCUCAAAGGACUUCAUUAUUCAAGAGAGAGGCAUCCCCAAGAAGGCUGUCGCAUGCCAUUGGAACCCCCACUGAUGUAAUGAUUCCAAACCCUAGUCAUGUCCUGGAUAGUCUAUGCAUGAAAAAUUAACAAAAAGGCCAGAGUAAUUUCACAAAAAUAGUAUCCAUAUACUGAUGUUUUUCUUUUCCACCUUGCUGAAGCUCAGGCUGGCUCUUCUCAACCCUAGAUAUCAUGCAGCCCAGGACCAAAUCCUAUGGAAUUGUCAUUUUUUCCAUGCACAUAUUCAGUCGGUGCAAGAUUUACCCACUCACUUACCCCGCUGUUCCUGAUUAGCUCAUAAUUUUUUUUUUUUGAGACGGAGUCUCCCUCUGUAGCCCAGGCUGGAGUGCAGUGGCACGAUCUCGGCUCACUGCAAGCUCCGCCUCCCAGGUUCGUGCCAUUCUCCUGCCUCAGCCUCCCGAGUGAUUAGCUCAUAAUUCUUACACAUGUGGUGGUUUGGGGAAGACCACAUUCCAUCCUCUCCAAACCCUCCCAGCUCUGCAGAACUUUGUUUUGUCUUUGUUUUUAUCAAAAAUGUAGAAACGGUAAUGAAAAAUGCAUUGCCUCUCAAAGCAAUAGUUUUCUGAGCUUCCGUCAAAGAACAUGAUCAUCCAGCUGCUGGGGAAAAUGGCAGAGCCACCAUGGUCUUGUGAUGUCCUGGCACAUGGUGUUGAGAGGGUGGUGUCCUCAUGGGAAUCUUUAUGCACUCCACUUGGGCAAGUUAGCAUGCCAACGGCAUUUCUGGAACAUUCCAAGCUCCAGACACCCAUCCCUCUCACCCACAUAAUGAAUCUUCAGAUUGCAGCACAGAUAUAAGAAAAACAACUCCUAAAACUCAAGAUCUUCAGGCAGUUGUGCAGUGAGUUUCUCUAUUAAAAGGGCCUCUGGAGGUAUCUAGGCUUAGAAGCCACAGGCAGGGACCUUUUCCCAUAAUUUACUCAACAGCAAGGGUUCUGCCCUUGGAGUUGAGAAAGUCAUGAUUGGGAUUUAGAGAACCGUAACGCUUUGAUGUUACAUGCAAAAUUCUGGGUGUGGGCAACAUUGGUCUUAGAAUGUUCCAGAAAUGCUGUGGCAUGCUGUCUUGCUCAAGUGGGGUACAUGAAAAUUCCUCAUGAGGACACUUAGCACCUUGUACUAAGACAUCACAACUUCUUUUGAAGAGAGUUUCCGUAGCUCCCGUUAGAUGCUCAGAGAAGUCUGUGGGCCGAUGAAGGUGAAGUAGGAAAGUAGGAGAGGGCCAAACCCACCCACUAGACCCAUAUAUCAUUAAUUUCAAUUUUUUGCUAUCAUGUAUAAACUUGACUAUUUCAUUUAAAAAAAAAAAAACAAAUUCUACAUCUCUAGCUUCUCUUGAAACGGUUGAGAGUAUCAGUGGCUGCGAGCAGGCAUUCCUGCCCAGUGGCAUUUGGUGGGAGCUGAGUCACUGCCCAGGCAUGCCCUUGGCAUCAUCACCUCCAUCCUCACUUCCCCACCCAGGGGAUUCGCUCACUCCUCUUCGCAGCCUGGGCUCUUGGGGUGCUGGAGUUUGCAGCCCCAGUAGUCCAAAAUAAAAAGUGCUGUUAGCUAUGAACUGGCACGUCAGUUAGCUUUGCUUUAGAACUUUUAAUGUGGCCCUAAGUGGAGGCUUAAUCUAGUUGAUCUAACACAAUAUUUGGGUACCAAAAGACUGCUUUGAUUUUUUUUUUUUUAAAUUCUGGUCAUUCAAAUGGGAUGUUUUCACAGUCCAGCUGAUAAAUGUUGGCUGGACCCACCAACCAAAUUAGCUUUUUCCUUUGCUUUGAAUCAUAUUGAUACUGUCUGAGUUGUGUGACUAUACUAUAGGGAACUGCUCUUCAAUGCCAGGCACGCAGAAUAGAUUUUGGUGGAAAGCAAAUGUAGACUUGCACCUUUUGCUACAAGCUUAAAACUCCUGCUGCCUUUAGUAAAGUUGCCUGGACCUACCUCCAGCCCGGAUGAAAAGAUCCCUGGGGAGGCAGAGCCAUGCUGGGCUGUCACACAGCAAAGAUCCCCCCUUGCGCCUCCUUGCCUUUGGAGCGAUAGCAUCUCGAAUUCUCCAGUUAAGGCUUGGAUUGAAGUACUGAGCUCCUGGUUUCAGUCAAACCUAGGGCUCACUUGAAUCUUAGGGGGACUGCAUUUCCAACUGAUCCCAAGUCUUCGGGGGUUUAAGUUGGUCUGCAUUUGGCAAAAGACAACUUCCUGUUUCUAAGAAGAAAAGGCUUAUGAGGGCUUACGGAAAGGACUCCAGGAGCUUUUGGGCUGCAAAACGGCUCUUGCAAAACAACAUUUGGAUGAUUUACGUGUAAAUGAAUCAGAAACAUGUGGAUUGAAUUUCCUUGUGAAUACAGAUGGGUUUAAAAAUUAACGGAAAAAGUGUUUGGCAAAAUACUUUUUGGUUUUUGUUUUAAUUGAAUCUAAAAUGCCAGGGGUGGGGGUAGGGAAGCCGGAGGAACGUGGGGGUCUCAGGGCUAAGAGCCCCAGGUGGCCUCCCUGUAUCCACUUGCAGGAUUUGUGGUACUGGGAUUCGUGGGGGUUUUUUUGUUUUUUGUGUUUUUUUUAAAAGGCACAUUCUUCCAGACAUGAUCAUUAGUAAACGAAGAGGGCCACUUCCUAGACACAGUUAUCACUGACAAGAACAUUAAUUUACAUUUAGAUUUGCCAUAAAAAGAAAACAAUGACUCUCUCUGCCUGACAAGACACUCAACCGUCAUUGGGAGCCAAAGACGCCUGCCCCUUGCUUAUAAUGGCAGCAUCUCUCUCACCUUGACAUGUUUCAAAGUUGCCACCCUGUUUUAAUUUUCUUACAGUUAUCCUUUUAUUCUUCCCACCAAUCACACAAAGUGUGCCACAUGGGAUGGUGCCUAUUUAAUAUAAGAGCACAUACAGCCCAGAGAAGUUAAGCAAUUAACACAGGGUCACACAGCUAGUUUAGCAGCAGAAGUGGUGGGUUAAAAAUCCCAGCAGCUAACCUCUAUCAGGUCGUCACUAGGAGCUGAACCCAGGCUAAGCACUUUGCAUAUAUCAUUUUAUUCACCUCUCCAAUAACCCUAAGUGUUGCUGUGAUUCUAGCUACAGAAGCUGAGCUUCAUAGCAGAAAAGCCAGAGGUGGGACUCAGGCCUAUCUGAUUCUGUGUUCUCUAAAUACCACCAUCUGCGACCUCCUGGCUCUGAACGCUUUCAACAAUUUUUGGUUACCUCAAACAGCCUUUUUUUUCCCCCCAGGAUCUCACUCCAGCUUUCCCAGGCUACAAUUUUCUAGGAAAUAUGGUCAGAUCAUUCCCAAAACGUUGAGUGAAGCCGUGAUAUGGAAGACAUUCUGUAGUUUCAUGCAAACCUGUCUUCUCCUCCCAGCUAUGCUUUCUCCCAACUUUAUAUUCCCAGUGAACAAGGCCUGCUGUAGCUGGCAUUUCCUUCUCCCAGCUCAAGGACCUAAGCAAAGGCAUUCAAGAUUUCUGCUUUGUGGCUCAGUUUUUGUGCUAAUACAGAGGACGGGGAGAGCCAUAUUUUUUGUAGAAAUUGCAUGCAGUUCGGAUGGACCACUUCUUUCUAUUUUGGAUGUGAAGGGGAGGGAAAAAAGAAUGACAAACUGAAAAUUCUCACUACUUUGCAAGGUUCGAAGCUGCAACUUUCGCAGUGGUAUUCAAACUAUGCAACUUUCCAGUUAUGCCUUAAAAUUGAAAUCAGAUUUGGAGGGAUGUUUAGGAUAUUUUGUUCUUUUAAAGACACAUGCCCAUGCUGAUUUAUGAUAAUUUUUAAUAAAGCACAUGUAUAUUUUAUAAUGAAAACUCAUUCCAGAGAAGAUGAGAGCAAAUUUGUGGUUAAUAUUCAAACAACAUAGUUGUGUGUGGGUUUUUUUUUUUUUUUAAUCUUUAUUACUUUUCUCAGUGAGA
This is a messenger RNA of Chlorocebus sabaeus (green monkey), 11462 nucleotides long. RefSeq names its product EBF transcription factor 1 (gene EBF1). Gene Ontology annotation, molecular function: DNA-binding transcription factor activity; DNA binding. Gene Ontology annotation, biological process: regulation of DNA-templated transcription. Lineage: Eukaryota; Metazoa; Chordata; Mammalia; Primates; Cercopithecidae. The record is from RefSeq and is a predicted model, not a curated record.